Molecule: messenger RNA, 2271 nt
Organism: Pungitius pungitius (ninespine stickleback)
Lineage: Eukaryota; Metazoa; Chordata; Actinopteri; Perciformes; Gasterosteidae
Product: ciliogenesis-associated TTC17-interacting protein-like
Exons: 8
Coding region: 169-1311 (380 amino acids)
Biological process (GO): cilium organization; actin filament polymerization
Source: RefSeq, a predicted model, not a curated record
CGUAUUCGUCCUCAUUUCCGUAUCGGGAAGUAAACCGCAAUACGUGCAACACCAAAAAGCUGCUUGCAAUAGCAACAAUCCGUCAACCAACUAUUACAACAAAAAGAGUAGUGUAGUAAAGCCGUUAUUAGCCGGAUUAGCUGCCUUCAAACGACGGCAGCGGUAGAAAUGGAGGCUCCGCUGGAAGAGGAGACACCUGCCGGAGCCUUGGCCGGGAUUGAGGGGCUCGACCUCGGAGGGGAGUUGAAAGCAUCCGACGAAGCGCUCACGUUCCUGUCCAGUAUUGAGCCUGCAGAGCUGCUGAAGUGUGUGUUCCCAGACUCUCUGGUGACCGUGUCAGAGGGGGGCCGUGACCUGGGGAGAUUCAGUGUGACGGUGGAGUUUGCCCGAAGAGUCCAGCAGCCAUGUCUGCUCCUGCAUGCUCAGAGCCAGGGAGCCAUCGACGACUCCCCCUGUGGGACUACAGUGACAGCCUACCUAACCACGGAGCUGGAGGUGCUGGAGGAAGACUACCAUGAGUAUGUCAAGCUUGAUGGUCACAGUUUGGACAUGAAGUGUCACAUGGUGCAGCAUGACGGACAGAUGCUGAUCAAUAAGGUUACCACUGUAGGAGAGGAGACAACAAUGAAGAGCGUCUCUUAUCCCAUGUCUGUCCUAAACGGGCUCGUUACCGAAGGGUCCAACUUGCUGCUCAUGCGCCUGUUCGCUCUUAGGAGGAAGGUGCCUGAGCACAUGACCUUGAUCUCCUUUGACCAGGGAUUACACAUCCUCCAAACCACUUUUAGCGAGCUGGGUCUGAAGCAGUUGGAGGUUGGGGAUGACACCGUAGAAGUUUUUGGGGUGGAGGAGACUGUUGACUCUUCGGGAGACAGUCCCAUUACCUGGCAGUGCUACUUCCUAGCGGAUGGGCACAUGGCCAGCAGAGUGCAGGUGGGAUCACCAGUUUCUAUGAGGCUUCUGCAGCUGCAAUCACAGCUAGAAAAAGGUAAACCCCUGUCACACACCCCUAGAAAACAUUUUCUCAUGAAACAUAGUCACAAUGUCUGUGUGAUAGGUUUUGAGAAGAUCCCUCUGGUUUGGGAAGAAGACAUGCAGAUGCGCUCCAAGUUUUGGGACAGAAAGGAGGAGCUGAAGGCGGACCAUACCUCGUACCUGAGACGUCAUCCAGAGAUCCGGGCCCUCACAGCUGACUUCCUGGAGUCUCUGCUGUUGAGAAAACCAGAUGACGUCUUUAAGUUUGCCAGAGAGUACUUUGCCCCUUUUGCCCCCAGCCGUCUUCUAGAAACAAGCCCGAAAGCCUCUUCACUCUGAAAGGACAACCCUGAGUUCACAUGCUAAAAAAGCAUUUCAUAUUAUUCAUCCUUUCAACUUCAUUCUGAAUUUUAGAAUUGUAUUUGGUUAAGUUAUAUCUUCUCUCUUUUUCUUGAGAAAGGAGAGGACUAUCAGUAGCCGAUAAAAUUAAACUUAGUAGGUAGUUGUAAAAACAAAUACUUAGCUGUGUGAUUUUGCAAAAAAAACACAACCUCUGUGAUCUGAAUAAAGUGUUUUGUUUCAAACAGUUAGGGACGUUUCUGUUUUGGUGCUGUCAAUGUCGUUGGAUGAAAGAAGUCAAGACACGUCUGUUAAUUGGUUUAAAAGUCACAUUAGCAAAAAAAAAACUGUCCGUCUUCAAAAUUCAAAAGAAAGUUAUGUAGUUAGAAAGUCAAUGGAACCCUCACGGGCGCAAGCGGCGAGUUCACGGUUUUGGGCUGUUUUGAGGCACAUAAACAGCGAGGGGAAGGAAGCAGCUAGCUGCUGGCUGGAACACAAAGUGUAUACUUGUUGGGUGUGGGUGAGUUAAAUCGAGUAGGAAGUGGGGUGGGAUAGUAUCAGCCGACGGCCUGUGUAGCGACAUGUAUUCAAAUAAACAGUCGCUGAGAGGCUAAGUUAUGGGUGUAGCGGAUUGUGACGCGCUGUACCAAAGAAAAAUUCCGCUCCGAUCCAAUGAUGCGUUUUGACAGGUUUAUUGAAGUAUUAGUCCAACAUAAACCGGUAUGCAUAACGUGCUCAAAGUAAAAGAAAAAUCACAACUGUAGCAGCGUAGCAAACAGCGGCGCAGCAGCAGCAAGCAUGUUGCUAUCAAUCCAAUCAAUUAAAUGGGUUUUUAGUUUGUAGACACAUUACUUGCUUAUUAUGCUGUUUUAACAUACUUGAAUAUUGGCUCUGCAAUACAAUAUAAAUUCAAACCAGUAAAGAAAAUCAGGUGUACCUCUUCAGUAAAAGUCAUUGAAU